This is a messenger RNA of Fundulus heteroclitus (mummichog), 1301 nucleotides long. RefSeq names its product zinc finger and SCAN domain-containing protein 12. The coding region runs from base 130 to 1008 and encodes 292 amino acids. The transcript is spliced from 2 exons. Gene Ontology annotation, cellular component: nucleus. Lineage: Eukaryota; Metazoa; Chordata; Actinopteri; Cyprinodontiformes; Fundulidae. Gene Ontology annotation, biological process: regulation of transcription by RNA polymerase II. Gene Ontology annotation, molecular function: RNA polymerase II transcription regulatory region sequence-specific DNA binding; DNA-binding transcription factor activity, RNA polymerase II-specific. The record is from RefSeq and is a predicted model, not a curated record.
GACUCUCGGUUUCACGUCCGUGUUUACAAGCGAAGCGUGACGUUCAGGGACCCGGAGAAAUCCGUCUUCAUUCGCUGCUGAGAUCGUGCAGGUUUUCAGGUUGACCACCAUCUAAAAAAAUAAAAUAAUAUGCUGCCCCUGAGAGUUUUCCUCAACGAGAGGCUGUCCUCGGUGGCGGAGGAGAUUUUAGGCGCGGUGGAGAAGACAAUAGCGGUGUACCAGGAGGAGAUUUUACGCUCCAAAGACCUGGAAAUCAGGCAGCUCAGGAUGCAGCUGAAGCUCCGCAAGUCAGAGCCCGAACCGGACAAUUACCUCGAAACCGAGCGGCUGCCCUCUCCUCCCCCUCCUCCUGCGUCUCCUUCCGUCCAGCCCCAUCAGUCACCCCCUGCAGUGGCUGCUCCCUGCGAGGAGGAGCGUCAGCAGGGGGAGGAGGAAGAGGACGAGGUGUGCUGCGUGGACCAGGAGCAGCCGGAGACCUCGCGGGUGAAAGGGGACCCGGACCCGCCGCAGGCAGAGGCCACCAAGCGGCACUUCUGGAUGGUCCACGACCCCGCGGAGAACCAGGAGGACCUGGAGCCCGAGGCGCAGGAGUUCAUCUCGCCCCACACGGGCCUGGCGACCAGCCUGCACGACCAGGCGCUGUAUUUCCAGCAGUUCCUCAGCAACAACAACAACAACAGCAGCAGCAACAACGGCGGCAGCAGCAGCGGCGAGGAGAGCAGAGACAGGCCCUACAUCUGCUCCGUGUGCGAGAAGCGCUUCACCAACUGCUCCCACCUGGCCGCCCACAUCAGGACGCACACGGGCGAGAGGCCCUACAUGUGCGACAUCUGCAGGAAGACGUUCAUCACCACCAGCGCCCUGAACAGACACCAGACCAUCCACACCGAGGGGAAGCGCUAUAUAUGCGCCUACUGCGGCAAGUCCUUCAAAUGGAUGGAGUCCCUGGGCAGACACGUGAGGAGCGUGCACAAGAGUGACGGCGUGCAGGGAGCAGGUCCACAUUAAUGCCCCGGCCCGCUUAGUUGUACUGUAAUUACCUGUUUUGUCUGUGUUAAUUAUAAACUAAACCUUUUCCGGUUGCCUCCGAUUUGACCCCGGAAACAGAGACAGGCACAAACAGCAAGUGUUAGGAAUGCUAGUAAAGUGUGAUUUAUUGUAAGUAGUACUUGGAUCCCGUUAAGCCUUGUGUACAUUAAUUAUGAGUAGCGAAAUUAUUAUUGUGUAAAAUGGCCCUUUUUACCUUCAUGUACGGUCCAUGUAUCAUUUCAGAAUAAAAUUUAAACCGUCUUGACUGAAAA